Messenger RNA from Monascus purpureus, 1806 nucleotides. NCBI's taxonomy places the organism in Eukaryota, Fungi, Ascomycota, Eurotiomycetes, Eurotiales, Aspergillaceae. The record is from the annotation of a GenBank genome assembly.
AUGGAGAGCCCCGAAGCGGCUGUGUGUGCCGAACCAGCGGCCGGCCAAGGCCGGAGAGCCAGCAAGGCUUGCGAAACAUGCCGUGCGAAAAAGAUCAAAUGCGAUGAAUCGCGGCCAACAUGUCGGUACUGCAGGAAGCGCAAAUUGCCGUGUCAGUAUCGCCAGGAGAACCGGCCCGUCAGGGACCCUACGCUUUCGCUUAUCUUCGACCGGUUGAACCAGCUCCAGGACUCGGUUCAGGCUGUUGAGGGCCGAUUGAUGAAGCUGGAUGCCUCUUCUCCACGGCCUACGCGCCCGCCGACGAAAUUCGUCCAUGGAGUGCCUUCUCCGGAUUCCACAAGAGAUGACUAUAUCCGGCCGUCGACCGUCCCAGAGUCCAAUGCUGAACAGUCUGACUUGCACCGGAGGAGCCCUCAGCCAGCAUCAGACGUAUUGCGAUGGGAUUGCUGCCGGAGAUGCUUUCCACGGCUCUCCAGUAAAUACCAGGACCCGGACCGCUUCUCCAACUAUUCCGGCAUCCCAAAUUCCAAUCUCUCGAUCUCCCUCCUCUUACAGCCCGAACCGGCGGCGGAGACCGGACAGGUUUUCAGUCAUGUCCGCAACUUCCUGGACCAUGUGUACCCUUUGUAUCCGAUCGUCUGCGAGCAGGCCAUAUCCGACAUGACAACCGAGUUUAUACGCGAAGGACCGAGGACGAACAUCCAAUCGGCCCUCGUCCUGCUGAUGGUGUGUCUGGCCAAAUUGCUUGUCAGCGGGAAUCCAAGCGACGAGUUGACGGCGGAGAACGACCUGGAUGGCGCAGUGCAAAUCCUGAACUGGGUGCCGUUGGAGAAUAGCUUGGAGCAUGCACAGGCUCAGUUCCUCGCUGCAUUGUGCUUUUCGAAGUUCUCCAUGCUCUCCACGUCGGUGGCUUUUCUUCAGCGGUCGUCUGCCGUUUUAUACGAAUUUCUUCUGCGAAAGGUUCUUUCGUCCGCGCAGAUUAAACUCACCACACGAACGACCAGCGUCCGUCUGUACUGGGUAGUGCUUAACCUGGAGAGAGACUUAUGCUGGGAGACACCCCUCUACACACUUGGACCGCUGUCCCAGCUAGAAGAUCGCCUGCCACUUCCCAUGGAAUGCAUGGUUCAGAACGCUGCUUCUGCGAAUACCGCCGGUCAGUCUGAGACGUACCACUCGGCCAUCGAUGCCUGCUACCCUCUUUUCCUGGCCGAGACAAGCCUGCGACAGAUCUGCUGGCGGGUCAGCAGUGCUCCCGAGCUGCAGGAGGAUUUUGCAUCGGCCAAGGAAAGCCACGUAUACUCUCCAGGCAGCUCUUCCUCGCCGAACGCAACACUCGUCUUGCCUGUGGUCACGGAACUCAGCUCGCAGGUGUCGAGGUGGCUGGAGUGCGUGCCUGCUGCUGCAAACUGGAGCCCGAAAGCAGAACCGGGACCAGUGACCCCAUUGAGCACCCGGGUCAAGCUUCUGUACUGGAUGUGCCGUUUUAACGUUCACAAGUCUGCUCUGCGCCACGUGUCGCUGUAUAACGACUCUCUGGAAGUGGCCGAUGGGCUGACUCAAGUCCGAGCCAAGGCUGCGCUGGAGGCUGCGGCUCGCAGUCUCUACGUCUUCUGCGAGGAAAACUUUGCAGCAGACGAGGCUGUUGAUGUUGCUUGUCGUCCUGUCCACUUCUUUGAUGGUCCUGGGGGCGGAGGGAGUCAGGGCUUCAUGCCCAGACCUGACCAUUUCUCCGCACAUGUUAGUGGAAAGGUGCGCUCGGCGACUGGAUAUCCUGGUACGCCGUACCGCCGGAGGAUACAGUGA